AUGCAUUCUGAGUCAGUAAGAUAAAAAGCAAUCAGAUACAUUAAUGAACUGUAGACAGAAGAAGAUGAUAAAUUUCUUCCAUAUAAAUAAGAGAGGGAUCAUGUUGGAUUAUUAUUGAAUACAAAAAGAAAAUCGAAAUCAACAAAUUAAUUGAAUCUUGGAGCUCGAAUCAAACAUGUUUAUAGUUUAGCAUCGAUCACAAAAUAAUAACCAUCUUAAUCAAUGAAAUAAAACGCUCUUUAGAAACAUAAAAAAGAGAACAGUGCUCAUAAUUUAGACUUAUCACUUUUAGUCAACUUAUAACCUCCUUCUCCAGAAGAACAGGUUAAAGCUAAGUAAUACAAGGACAUGAUGGAAAAGAAAGCUCUUUUAGAAAUGUAUGAACGGAAAAAAGAUACUAAAGUUAUGAGUCCUGUGUUAGAAGAGAUGAUUGAAAAACUCAAUUCAAGCAUUACACAAGAUAAAUUUGUUUGGAAGAUGAGUAAUGUAGACAAGGGUAAGAAUCUUGGUUAUUUAUUUCAUGAAUCUAAAUUAAGAAAACAUAAUCGUAAAGUUUAGAAAUUACAACCUUCUCUUCCUAAUUAUGAACCAAAUUACUAAGCUAUUCUACCAAAAUCAAUAUCAAUUCUUAUAAAACCUAGUGAGAAACCUUCUUAUUCUCAAUAAAUCUAAGAAUUUAUAAGAAAAAAUCAGUUAGAUAAGGAAUCACCUAAAUAGCCUUUGACAAUUUCUAAGAAGGAUAAUACUCUUGAGAAAAUGUAUAGUAUAAUAUAGAAUCAAAUUACAAGGGAAGUAAAUUAAUCCCUUAUAUCGAAUCCUCAAUCAAUGAAUCCAUUAGAAGAAUUUAGUGCAAAACCUAUUGAAGAUACUUAUAUUUAAUAAUUUCAUUUAUAAGUAAAAUAAAAAAUGAAGGAAACAAAUAGGGCUAGAAAAAAUAUUUAAAAUAAAAUAUAAGAAUUUGAUUCUUAUUUAUAGAAACAUAAUUGA
This is a messenger RNA of Paramecium primaurelia, 987 nucleotides long. The record is from the annotation of a GenBank genome assembly. NCBI's taxonomy places the organism in Eukaryota, Ciliophora, Oligohymenophorea, Peniculida, Parameciidae.